Molecule: messenger RNA, 3989 nt
Organism: Zingiber officinale
Lineage: Eukaryota; Viridiplantae; Streptophyta; Magnoliopsida; Zingiberales; Zingiberaceae
Product: E3 ubiquitin ligase BIG BROTHER-related-like
Exons: 8
Coding region: 400-2088 (562 amino acids)
Molecular function (GO): ubiquitin protein ligase activity
Source: RefSeq, a predicted model, not a curated record
UUCCUCGUGAUUCGUGAGCGAUGAAUUGGGUGAGAUGGUAUUAAAUGCAGCGGAUCAUUCUGGGCUGUGGUUUUGUCUGCGGACGCCUUUCCUUCUUUAGCCGCUCCUCGGUUGCGUGAUCCAACCACUGCCAUCUCACCUUCGUCGUCCGCUCCGCUUUCGCUGUUGUCGCCUCGUCCUUCUCCUCCAUGGACCUUCGCUGAUGGAGUGAUGGGGCAUUAAAUCCGCGCGGCUCUGGUACCAUUCAGAAGGCGCUUCUUUCAUCGCCUCUAUCUUCAAUCCUCUCUCUCUCUCUCUCUCUCUCUCUCUCUCUCUUCAUUCCACUGCGGAAUUUUAGCGCGGGCUUCGCGGCUAAGAACAGGUCUUCAUAUUUGUUGAUCGCUACAAUUUUGAUUUCAAAUGGGCGAAAAUUUUGGCAAGAAAGCUGCCAGAGAACAGAUCUUUUCAAAUGGGGAUCAAAAUGAUGAUCAAAAUAUUAAUCAUAGCUGCAAUGUCAGAUAUAACAGCAAUAGAGGUUCUCAAGUCGGCUUCCAAGGAAGAUAUACAUAUGCAAGAGCUCCUGUGAAUUAUGGUGGGAGUAAAGCAAUUGCUGGAAGCUCUUCUAGUUCAUCUUCUACAUCUAGUAGAUGCUCUAAGUUCUUCCGGGAACAGCAGAAUCAAACAAUUCCAAGGGGAUCAACUGUUGAACAAAAUGGCAGGCAGGGGAAGAUUGAAGAUUUGAUCAAGGUUGACAGGCAGGUUUCUCUGGAGAAUCUAGAUUCUAGAACAGAAAGGAGGAUGGACAAUUCAGAAGACACUCUCACAAUCACAGAACACACUGAACCUUCAAUCUUACAGAAUAUUUAUACAGAUAUAAAUGAGUCAAGAAUUGACACAUCAGUUCAACCGCAUAAUCAAUUUUACUUCAUAAAUCGAGAUUCUUCAAGUUCCAGCAUCAAAGAUACAGCUACCGAAUAUAGGAACUUUAACCCGGCAACUAGAAACAAUUCUGAAAGAUUGGGCUCUGGGACAGAGAGAUGGGGCCUUAAAGGUAUAAGUUGCACAUCGAUAUCUGAUGUUCUUCCUUCAGCUUGUACCUCCUCUCAUGUCCCACAAAAUAGGAGGGUUGAUACAGUAAGAAAGAGACCAUCCGAUGCAGAAAUUUCAGCUGCAAGAAGCAAGGGCAUAACUGCAUCUUCCAGUGGAACAUAUGUAGUUUCCAAUGAUAAUGGUGCUGGCUCAAGUUCAUAUCGACGGGAUCAUUUAACACAUAACCGAACAUCAAGAAUUGCUAGAAACAUACCGACAGCCAGGGAUGAUUCAUUUCCAGUUAGAAUUCGGAGGGGUUAUAGCGAAGAAAGUCAAAUGAGGUUACCUGUGCAUGGUGAUGAAAGUGCUUUCCCAUUGCGUGAGUCCUUUGUCUACCCCCGUUACACGUGGUCUCAAUUUUCAGUACCUGAAGUACAACCUGAAAGUUCAUCAAGAUCAUCACACGCUUUGCAUAGUCCUUAUAGGCGGCCAGAUUUAAGCAAUCAGGCUUCUCAAAUUAGAUUCAUGCCUCAUCUAGAAGAUAACACUGGUGGAAUGCUCGUCAGUUCUUUGAGUUUGGGGGAUAGAGAUGACUACAGACGCUUAGGCAUGGGUGCUGUUGCUGAGGUUCUUUUGGCACUUGAACGAGCUGAACAAGAUGAUGCAUUGACAUAUGAGCAAUUAUUGUUGUUGGAGACGAGCUUGCUCUUUAGUGGGCUUAACUUCAGUGAUAGGCAUAGAGACAUGAGGAUGGAUAUUGAUAAUAUGUCCUAUGAGGAAUUGCUAGCGCUGGAGGAAAGAAUGGGCACGGUAAGCACCGCCCUAUCGGAAGAGCAAUUGUUAAGAUGCCUCAAGAGAAGCAUAUACACAACCAACCAUGUGGCCUGUGGAAUCACCUUCUGUGGGGAUGAAGAUAUGAGAUGCAGCAUAUGCCAGGAAGAGUAUGUCGGCGAAGAUGAAGUAGGUGAGUUGCCAUGCGACCACCGUUACCAUACUGCAUGCAUCGAGCAAUGGCUUCGGCAGAAGAACUGGUGCCCUGUCUGCAAAUCAUCUGCCUUUCCAGAACAUAAAACUGGCUGAAAUCAUUUGCCAAUCUUUCGUGAAAACAGACUUUUCCCUGUAAUAAAUCCAGAUUUCCUCUUUAGUGGCUCUUAUAUUCUUAAAUGUGCACUGGAAUUGUUAAGCUUGUGUGGAACAUUUCAUAUGAAGCAGCUCUCUUUCCCUGUAAUAAACAAGCCCAUCUAAAGAAGCAAUGACAAUCACUUUUAAAAUGAUCCAACACUGAAGAAAAAGCAAGUCAAUCUUUUGUUCCCAAAAACAAAAGAGGAGGAGAAUUUUGUUGUAUUCAUCUAAAAUUUUAGAUAUUUCCAAGGAACUAUUAUUUGUGCUCACAAAAAUUAAUAAGGGUUAGAAUAAUGGAGAAUCCUGCCUCAUGAAACUUCUAGUACCCACUGCGCUUGUGCCAAGUGGCUGCUUCUCCAUCUUUACAAUGAUAACAAAGCCUCUUGCGUUAUCAGUGUAGCAUACAGAGCCCCCAACCGAAGCAAGCGAUAAUAAGCAGCAUGGCUUUGAUCUCCUCGACGCGUUCUUUCCUCACUGGAAGCCCUCUUUCGCCCUUCCCCAAGCACAAGAAGGCGCUACACAGGGCGCCUCUGGUGGCCUGCAGGUGCUCCGUCGACGAUGGCUCAUCAAGUGGGAAAAGUGAGGCGAAAUUGGCCAAACUGGCGAUGGUCACAUUGGCAGCUGGGAUGCUGGCUCUUGGUAGUGUGGAUCCGGCGGCGGCUGCGAAGUCCGGCGGCAGAGUUGGCGGCCAGGCCUUCCGAUCUGCGGCUCCUAGGGUUUCCGGCCCGCGGAUUAACAACUCAAGUGAACUGCGUUUGCAUGGAGCUAGGGAGAUGAACUUGUUUACAUAUGAAAUGAGAGAAAAAGGAGAAUUAUAAAAGACCCGGUGAAAGUGACUGCUAAAGCUAGUUUUAGAAGAGCAACUAGAUGUGGUUCAUGAAGAGCUAUCUAGAAGAGGUAGGAUGUCAAGUAGCAUCAAAGAUCCUGAGAUUCUCCACUGAUUCUGAGAAGCCGUGUAGAUAAGCUUUAUUCUGUGAAUUGGCAACUGCUUGAAUUUUCUCCUUGCCACUCCAGAACAACCACAACGACAAUAACUAGGGGGAUCCAUGCUCGUUAUUUCCUGGUCAAGUGGUUCAGAUCAGAAAUUGAUGUUUUUUUUUUUUUUGAGAAUUAGAGUGGAAACAAGGACAAAUGUCCCCGUAGGUUGUCCACUGUUUGCAUACCAUUUGGCUAGAUCAUUAUUUCCUCAUUAUCAAUAAGAAUUCAUUUGCUCGUUUCAAACUUAGUUAGAUAGCAGAUCUGUAUUCUUUCCCUAUCAAAAAGUUUUAAUACGCGAUCAUUUCUCUAAGUAGCAUGUGCCUCAGUCUGUUGAUACAAAUGUCGGCACAAAUUUUGUUGUAGAAUGGACAUCAUCUUUGGUACCAACAGAAUGAUACUUCCAUUCAAGGAUCCGAAAUGAUUCUGACCAUGAUGAUGCCGUGCAGGACAAACAUCUACGUCAAUCCCCCAAUCGCCCCGCCACUUUUUGGCGGGUAUGGCUAUGGUGCACCGUUCUACGGUGGAUGGGGUUGGUCACCAUUCACAUUCUUCGCGCCAGGGCCGGGCAUCGCAGUAGGCGUGGGUGGCGGCUUUGAUGUUUUUGUUACAUUUCUAGUGCUUGGUGCCAUUGCAACUGUGAUCCGAAGGGUUUUUGGGAGCAAGGAUUAUGAAGAUGAUGACUAUUGAUGUAUCUUCCAAGUGGUGUUAGUAAAUAUAUGCAGGGAAAAAAAUUGCUUUAAUGGUGCCAUAAUUUUGGGGAAUGUAAUUGUUGUAUAGCAGAUCUUUAUAUUGAGUAACUUCUUGUGAUGUAAGCAAUAAGCCCAUGCAAUCUUUAUAUUGAUAUGCACGGGAAUUCUACAACAAAUUAUUUUGAAAAUUUA